This is a messenger RNA of Capsicum annuum, 591 nucleotides long. RefSeq names its product G2/mitotic-specific cyclin C13-1-like. Gene Ontology annotation, molecular function: cyclin-dependent protein serine/threonine kinase regulator activity. Gene Ontology annotation, cellular component: nucleus; cyclin-dependent protein kinase holoenzyme complex; cytoplasm. Gene Ontology annotation, biological process: regulation of cyclin-dependent protein serine/threonine kinase activity; mitotic cell cycle phase transition. The transcript is spliced from 5 exons. The record is from RefSeq and is a predicted model, not a curated record. NCBI's taxonomy places the organism in Eukaryota, Viridiplantae, Streptophyta, Magnoliopsida, Solanales, Solanaceae. The coding region runs from base 1 to 591 and encodes 196 amino acids.
AUGAUUUGGAAGUAUGAGGAAAUUAACCCUGCGCAUUUCGAUGACUUUUGUGACAUUACGGAUAAUACAUAUACAACAAAAGAAGUGAUCAAAAUGGAGGCUGAUGUGCUAAAAUGCCUCCAAUUUGAAAUGGGAAAUCCCACCACCAAAACAUUUCUUAUGUAUGUAACUGUUUCACUAAUUACUAGUCGUGCACUUGUUAAAGAACGGUUAAGACGGUUUACCAAAAUUGCUCAAGAAGAUUGCAAAUUAGAGUUUCUGGGCUACUACCUAGCGGAGUUAAGUUUAUUGGAUUACAAUUGUGUUAAAUUCUUGCCUUCUUUGGUAGCUGCUGCUGUGAUAUUCUUGUCAAGGUUCACAUUACAGCCAAAGUCACAUCCUUGGGGUCUGGCUCUUCAACGUUGUUCAGGAUAUAAAGCAGCAGAUUUAAAGGAAUGUGUUCUUGUCAUACAUGACUUGCAAUUAAGUAGAAGAGGAAACUAUUUGGGAGCUGUGAGGGACAAAUACGAGCAGUGUAAGUUCGUAUGUGUUUCAACAUUGUCGUCUCCUUUGAAAAAACCUGAUUCAUUCUUCAAAGAUACAAGACAAUGA